Molecule: messenger RNA, 642 nt
Organism: Trametes versicolor FP-101664 SS1
Lineage: Eukaryota; Fungi; Basidiomycota; Agaricomycetes; Polyporales; Polyporaceae
Exons: 1
Coding region: 1-642 (213 amino acids)
Biological process (GO): ubiquitin-dependent protein catabolic process; protein polyubiquitination; positive regulation of proteasomal ubiquitin-dependent protein catabolic process
Cellular component (GO): ubiquitin ligase complex; cytoplasm
Molecular function (GO): ubiquitin protein ligase activity; zinc ion binding; ubiquitin conjugating enzyme binding
Source: RefSeq, a predicted model, not a curated record
AUGGAGUAUACCGAACGUCCGCAAGAGUAUCCCCAGGAGUAUCUUCAGGAGUAUCCCACUGCGUCUCCCCAUCCGUGCGAGUCCUGUGUCAUUUGCGGCGAUGACGUGCUCGGGACGGUAGUCCGCCUCCGAUGCGGACACGGUCUCGACAUGGCCUGCCUACAGGCGAUGUUCGAACGGGCAACGGCGGAUGAAUCGCUCUUCCCUCCCCAGUGCUGCAAACGCGUCGUCGAACUCCCGGACGUCGAGCGGUUCCUCAGCCGGGCCCUCAUCGAUCGCUUCCAGGAGAAGACGCGGGAGUUCAGCACCGCAAACAGGGUGUACUGCUACAACCCAUACUGCUCGGCCUUCCUCGGGGCCGCCACACUCUCCCCCACAGCGCUGCGCUGCUCUGCGUGCGCGUCUACCACGUGCGCGAGCUGCAAGGAGCAAGCACAUCCGCGGGCGGGCUGCCGCUCCGCCGGGGACGAUGCGCUGCUCAGCCUGGCGAAGGAGAAUGAAUGGCAGAGAUGCGCUGGGUGCCAGUACCUCGUCGAGCGCUCGGGUGGCUGCCCCCAUAUGCAAUGCCGCUGCGGGGCCCAGUUUUGUUACCUGUGCGGGAAGGAGUGGGGGAAAUGCACCGGGUCUUGCCCGCGACGAUGA